AUGCCGUCGUCUAAAAAUAAGCCAAAAUUGUCUAAAGAAGAAAUAGCCUUAAAGAAGUCAAUUGCUGCAAAAGCUCGAUUAAUGAAGAUUAAAAGUGAUCCUGUUUUACUAUCUCAACACAAAAAGCUAGAAAGAUUGAAAUAUCUGAAAAAGAAAGAAAAAGGACAGCGAAAUUGUAUUAAAGAUAUGACUCCAAGAGAACAAAGAAAGAUUAGAAAAAAAUGGAAGAAGUACUCAUCUGAUUAUAGACUAAACCAAAAAGUUAAUCAAGCCGGCAAUAAUCACGCCAUCAUCUAA
Arctia plantaginis is the source of this 297-nucleotide messenger RNA. Lineage: Eukaryota; Metazoa; Arthropoda; Insecta; Lepidoptera; Erebidae. The record is from the annotation of a GenBank genome assembly.